GCUGGGUCUCGCGACACCGCCGGGCGGGGCGGCGCCAGUUGUCCCGCGCCAUGGCCGCCGUGCGUGCCCUCCUCCCCGGCGCCCGCGCCCUCCUCCCCGGCGCCCGCGGCCGCUUGUGGCUCCUCUCCGGCCUCCCGGCGCCGCGACCCUUCGCCUCGCGGGCCAACUUUGAGUACAUCGUUACAGAGAAAAGGGGUAGGAAUAGCAGUGUGGGACUCAUCCGGCUGAACCGCCCCAAGGCGCUCAACGCCCUCUGCAAUGGCCUGAUUGAGGAGCUCAACCAGGCCCUGGAGGCCUUUGAGGAGGACCCAGAGGUGGGCGCCAUUGUGCUCACUGGCAGUGAUAAGGCAUUUGCUGCUGGAGCUGAUAUCAAGGAAAUGCAGAAUCAGACAUUCCAGGACUGUUACUCCAGCAAGUUCCUGAGCCACUGGGACCACCUCACCCGCGUGAAGAAGCCAGUCAUUGCUGCCGUCAAUGGUUUUGCUCUUGGUGGGGGCUGUGAGCUUGCAAUGAUGUGUGACAUCAUCUACGCUGGUGAAAAAGCCCAGUUUGGACAACCAGAAAUCCUGCUGGGAACCAUCCCAGGUGCUGGAGGCACCCAGAGACUCACCCGUGCAGUUGGAAAGUCCCUGGCAAUGGAGAUGGUCCUUACUGGUGAUCGGGUCUCAGCCCAGGAUGCAAAGCAAGCAGGUUUGGUAAGCAAGGUUUUUCCUGUUGAAACACUAGUUGAAGAGGCCGUCCAGUGUGCAGAAAAAAUUGCCAGCAAUUCCAAAAUUAUAACAGCCAUGGCCAAAGAAUCUGUGAAUGCAGCUUUUGAAAUGACACUAACAGAGGGAAACAAAUUGGAGAAGAAACUCUUCUAUUCAACCUUCGCUACUGAUGACCGGCGAGAAGGCAUGGCUGCCUUUGUGGAGAAGAGGAAGGCCAACUUCAGAGACCACUGAGAGCCAGAAAGUGCAGCCUGCCUGUUUAGAAGCAAACAAAUCAUCCCCCUAAAGGGCAGUGUGGCCAUGGUAGCCUCCCAGCCAGGGGGUGGGGCUGUGGCCUCUGCUCAAGCCCUUGGGUAGCCAGCUGCAUUGAUGCCGAAGGGAAGGUUGAUCGUGUUGGGUCUGAUCAGAGUACUUUCUUGCAAAUCAAAUCCGCUGAGGAGCCUUGGAGGUGUUUUCACAAGGGACCGGUGUUUGCAGCCAUGGUCUCUGGGCACUGAGUCGGGCGGGAAGCAGUGGCAGCUGCAUCUGCAGCUGUGCAUUGACUGUUCGGGAGAGGGGCUCUGUCAGCUGAUUUUGAACAGGAUUGUCCGAUUAAAGUGACUGCUUCAAA
Messenger RNA from Dipodomys spectabilis (banner-tailed kangaroo rat), 1320 nucleotides. It is a transcript of the gene Echs1, whose product is annotated as enoyl-CoA hydratase, short chain 1. Gene Ontology annotation, cellular component: mitochondrion. Lineage: Eukaryota; Metazoa; Chordata; Mammalia; Rodentia; Heteromyidae. Bases 51 to 944 code for a protein of 297 amino acids. Gene Ontology annotation, molecular function: enoyl-CoA hydratase activity. The transcript is spliced from 8 exons. The record is from RefSeq and is a predicted model, not a curated record. Gene Ontology annotation, biological process: fatty acid beta-oxidation.